AUGGUUCUGGACAGCAUAGAUGGCAAAUCCAGCAAUCGCGAGAAUGAGGAAGAGAACGAUGAUAAUGAUCGCGAUCGUAAUGUUGCGCGCUACCAUAUUGGCAAGCAGGAACCCCGGCGGGCCGUCAACCUUUGGUGGUGUUGUUUUAUCGCAGCCUUGGAGAUGAAGGGCUUUGUGGUUUACAAAGACAGUCGGCGAUUCGCCAGGUCAAUUUGA
Penicillium verhagenii is the source of this 216-nucleotide messenger RNA. RefSeq lists its product as uncharacterized. Bases 1 to 216 code for a protein of 71 amino acids. The transcript has a single exon. NCBI's taxonomy places the organism in Eukaryota, Fungi, Ascomycota, Eurotiomycetes, Eurotiales, Aspergillaceae. The record is from RefSeq and is a predicted model, not a curated record.